UCAGUGACUAUCGAGCUUUCAUCGCUUCAACCAUGAACAAAACGGAAAAGACAAUUCCGGUCGCAAUCAUUUACGAUCACAAAAAGGAUGUGCAGCUGAGCAUCCAGUUGAAUCGUUGGAUACUAAAGCCACUCGGGGCAUGGCCAAAGUCAAUCAAAAUUUCACGCGCAGAGAGAUGCGCAUAUGCGCUGGUGAAUAUUAUAUGCAUUUGUCUAAUCGCCUUCCUAUUCAUACCUUGCGCAAUCUUCGUGGCACUUGAAAUGGACGAUAUAUACAAUAUCUUGAAACUCACCGGGCCGCUGAAUUUCUGCCUCAUGGCCACUGUUAAAUACUCCGCAAUGAUCUUCCGCGAGAACGACAUCCGCAGCGGUAUUGAGCAUAUCACGAACGACUGGAUGAACACUCGGCAUUAUGGUGACCAUAAGAUCAUGACCAGGAGCGCAAAAUUCGGCCAGCGUUUAGUGAAGAUUUGCGCGUUCUUCAUGUACGGUGGUGCAACUUUCUAUUACCUCGCACUGCCGUUUAGUUUAGGCAAGAUUACAGAGAAUGACGGAAACUUAACGUAUCGGCCGCUGAUGUAUCCAGUUGCCAGUGUGAUCGUUGACGCGCGACGCAAUCCCAUCAACGAGAUUUUUUUCUGGAUGCAGUUCUUCUCAGGUUUCAUAGUACACUCCAUCACUACCGGUGCUUGCAGCAUAGCCGCCGUGUUCGCGAUGCACGCUUACGGCCGUCUGGAAGUUCUAAUGCAAUGGAUCGAACACUUCGUGGAUGGCCGAGAGGAUUUAUAUGACAACGUGGAUGAAAGAUUGGCGAUGAUCGUGCAACAGCACGUCCGAAUUUUAAAUUUUAUAUCGCUGACAGAUAAAAUAUUGCGUGAAAUAUCAUUAGUGGAAGUUGUAGGAUGUACAAUGAGCAUGUGUCUUCUUGGAUAUUAUAUUGUCACGGUAUGCAUAUCGUACAUAAAGUACGUAUCAUACAAAGAAAAUUGCUAUUUCAAAGAAUGGGAGAGUAAAGACAUGACAAGUUAUGUAACAUACAUUGUUUUAUACACAUCUCUUACGUUCAAUAUUUUUAUAUUUUGUUACAUCGGCGAUCUUGUUGAUAAAAAGUGUAAGGAAAUUGGCGAAAUAUCGUACAUGACCGAUUGGCAUCGUCUAUCGGGAAGAAAAAGCCUUAGUCUCAUCUUGAUGAUAGCUGUGUCCAACACGUCAGUCAAACUUACUGCCGGAAACAUGUUUGUGUUGUCUCUCAAUACUUUCGGUGACGUAGUUAAGGCAUCUUUCGGCUACUUGAACAUGCUGCGUACAGUAACUUCAUAAAAUUUGUCGGAAAUAGAAAAAUUAUUAAUACGCCCACACUGUAAAUAAAUGCCAAUUAGUCAUAUACGAUAAAAAAAAGGAAAGAAAUGUAAUGAAUAUAAUUUUAAUAAAUAUAAAAACGUAUUUACUAAAA
Solenopsis invicta (red fire ant) is the source of this 1452-nucleotide messenger RNA. RefSeq names its product odorant receptor 82a. Gene Ontology annotation, biological process: sensory perception of smell; detection of chemical stimulus involved in sensory perception of smell. Gene Ontology annotation, molecular function: olfactory receptor activity; odorant binding. NCBI's taxonomy places the organism in Eukaryota, Metazoa, Arthropoda, Insecta, Hymenoptera, Formicidae. The record is from RefSeq and is a predicted model, not a curated record. Gene Ontology annotation, cellular component: plasma membrane. Bases 33 to 1319 code for a protein of 428 amino acids. The transcript is spliced from 5 exons.